CCCUCCAACCCAGCAUCAACCACCCCCACCCGGCCCCCACUAGCCAUCCACCCCAGCGCCCAAAUCUCCGACACCACAAUCUUCCAAGGCACGCACCCGAUCUCCAUCGGCGCCCACACCAUCAUCCACCCGCGCGCCCGCCUCUACUCGCACGAGGGCCCCAUCCUCAUCAGCAACAACUGCAUCAUCAGCGAGAAGACCGUCAUCGGCACGCCUGCCCCCACGGCGGCAGCAGCAGCAGCAGCAGCAGCAGCAGCCGCCCUCCCCAUCCGCAUCUCCUCGCGCGUGACCAUCGGCCCCGCGGUGUCCAUCGCCCCCGGGGCGCAUAUCCAUUCCGGCGUGGUGAUCGAUGCGCUGGCCGUGAUUAAUCGGCGGGUGGAUGUGGGGGCGCAUGCGAGGGUGUGUGCGGGCUGUGAGGUGGCGGCGGGGACCGGGGUGGGCGAGUGGGUGGUUGUUUGGGGCGGUGGGGGUGGGGGUGGGCAGCGGCGGAGGCGGAGGGAGACGCGCGGGGUGGUUUGGGGGGCGUUGCAUCAUUCUUCUCUAUCGCAGAAUCAGAAGGUUGAUGGUGGGGGGGAGAGGCCCGGGGACGCGCCGUUGGAGGCCAGGACGUUGGAGGAUGCGCGGUUGAUGGUGCUGGAUUUGGAGCGGGAGGCGGUGGGGAGGUUGUUG
This is a messenger RNA of Aspergillus japonicus CBS 114.51, 669 nucleotides long. Its product is annotated as transferase hexapeptide domain protein. Gene Ontology annotation, biological process: mitotic spindle organization. The annotation marks the transcript as partial. NCBI's taxonomy places the organism in Eukaryota, Fungi, Ascomycota, Eurotiomycetes, Eurotiales, Aspergillaceae. The record is from RefSeq and is a predicted model, not a curated record. The transcript has 2 exons. Gene Ontology annotation, cellular component: dynactin complex. Gene Ontology annotation, molecular function: dynein complex binding.